CGCAUCGCGCGCUCGCAGCAGGUCUCUGGAUCAGGCAGUUUGGCCGCCGCUUUAGAGCGAUUCUACGCGCCCAGUUCGACGUACGCUACUGCGUUUUGAGGCCUCCUGCAAAUUGGCGGGAUAUCGGGUGUUUGUUUUGAUCAACAGUGACCCCGAAGGGUUCAGUUAUAGGGCCGUCCGGAUGUGUGGAUCGCAACAGGACGUGUGAGGCUAGGAUUUGAUCCUGUUUAGAGCAAAGCUAGACCCAUCGUCGACUUCUCCACAGUGAUCCUCUACACCUCCCAGGGUGCACACAGAUCCUCCAACCAUCUCCAGCUCGUGUCAUGGUACCUGCUGGCCUCUCGGUUUAGUGGAUUCGGUCCCGGUGGAUUUUUUCAGUGGUUGAACUGUUUGUUCCGGUGUUUUUGUGAGUUCGACGGUUGGGAUAGAAGAUAGUUAUGGAGAGUAAUUCAGUGUCACCGAUGCCACCAGAUAUGGCGCCGAUAGCGGAGUUUGAGAAGACGUCGCCGACGCCUGUGGAAGAGGAGGCUGUGCCUAUGGAUGAUCUGCCUCCGCCGCCCACCGCUGUGUCGAUUGCUGAGGAGAAAGAGAAGGAGGCUAAUGCUGAGGCUGAGAGUCAUAGACAUUACGAGGAUGAAAACGAAUGGGGAUGUGGAAAUUGGUUGGAAUACACAUUGGUGAUAGUGUUAGCAACAAUUUUACUUCUUGGUUCACUUGGCCUAACCCUCUUCUGGGUCAUAAAUUACCAUGGUGGCUUUGCUUGGCAAGAGAAUCCCAAGAAACAGUUCAACUUACAUCCAGUUCUUAUGGUGGCAGGUUUCAUCACAUUCAGUGGAUUUUCCAUCCUCCUCUACAGGAUAUGCAGAUGUUGCAGAAGGAUCUACGUCAAGCUACUGCACACGGUUUUCCACGCCUUGGCGAUACCAUGCGUCGCACUUGGCUUCUUGGCCGUCUUCGAUUCUCACAACUUGGCCAAUCCACCGAUACCCAACUUUUACUCGUUGCACAGUUGGAUAGGACUCGUCACCAUGGGACUCUUCGCCAUACAGUUUGUGGUGGGUUUCUUCAGCUUCCUGGUCCUCCUAUGUUGUGAGGGAGCCACGGCAGGUUUCAGGUCGGCAAUGGUGCCAAUCCACGCCUCUUUUGGACUGACAACUUUCAUGUUGGCAAUAGCUGCCUGCGUCACUGGAUUAACUGAAAAAGUCAUGUUCAAACUUGGUGACGAUUAUUCGCAGUGGAAAGAAGAAGGUAUAGUUGUUAACGUGUUAGGGGCCAUCCUCAUAGCUCUUGGAAUCCUGGUGUCUUUUGCAGUACGCAGCCCUACAUUGAAAGGCGACACUAGACUAUCGGUGACAGAGAGAUUGUAGGAAUUGGCGCUUUCAAGCGCAAAUAACAAAGUGUCGGAUGUAAAUUCAACUCAAGAGCACGAAAGAUAUUAGUCUGAAGGGGGAAACCUCCAAUCACGCCAAAUUAUCGAAUAGGUAAUAAAAUAAGGGACACUUUUAUAUCUCUUUACUCGAUCUUUUUGAAGAUAUUUUAACGACCCUGUACAAAAGACACCAAAAAGUGUAAAUUGGAACUCAUAAGCCGAAGAACAAUUUAUAUUAUACGAUUUUUCAUAUCUUAAUAUAUCUAUCGAUAACUUUUGAAACAUCUCAGUGCCCAGCAAUAGUUUUCAUCACUUUAAAAGAAAAGGAAUUUCACUAUUAGAUGCCAUCAAAUAAUAGCAAUAUACCAAUGUAUUCAUGCUUGAAAGCCCUCUAGAGUGCAGUAGCUGAAGCUCAUGUUAUAGCGGCAAAAUUAUGUAUAUUUAUCUCUUCAUUCAAAAAUUUUAAAGCUUAACUUUUAACAAGAUCCAUAAAAAAAGAAGAUGACAUAUGUUUUACAAAAUUGUAGAGUAAGAACCCUUAGUACUACCACCUACCGCCGCCUUUGUUGACCUUGUACUAUACCCAAACAGGUGUACCAAUCCUACCAAUUCACAUUCCCUUUCCAUAAUUUUCCGUAUAGAAUCAACCUUCGAAAAAAAAAGCAAUAUUAUAUACAGUUGUAAAAAUAUUUUAAUCGCUGAAAAAAAAUCUCUAUUAGGAAUCUUGUUUUAAAUGUAAAAACAGUAGACAAUUCGAUUUCCAUAAAAAGGAAGAGCCUGCUCAAACUAUUUGUAGUAUAUUUAUUACCGAUAAAAGACUAAGUAAUAAGAUAAAUCAAUUGUUGAAUUAGAAAUACAGUAUUGUGAAAUAUAAAAAACUUUUGUCUAUGUGUUCUGAACAUUCCAAAUUUGAAAUAAAUAGAUUAUGAUGAAUUGAGUGUAAAGAUGAAAAGUAGAAUGUUAAUUAUUUAAAUUAUAUUGAACCAAUUCUUGUCGACUUAUAUGUAAUAAAUGUAAAUUCAUAAACUAUAUAUAUUAUUUGUGUUAAAUUAAUUCUGUUGAAGGACCAAUAACAAUAUUUUAUGUUAUAAAAUGAGAUUAUCAAAACUGUUGUGUGUAAACAUUUUAUUUCAAUGAAUAUGAAGUGUUAUAGAUGUUAGACUAUAAAAUAGACUUUAAUGAUCGAUAGGCAAUGAGCAAGAUGAUAUAUGUUGUAUGUUAGCCUAUUUGUAAAUUUUAAUAAAUGUAACUGAAAAUAUUUAUCAAUUUUAAGCCCCAUAAAUUAUCUUCUUAUUUAAGAUAUAAUAGAAUGAGCUCUCAUACUAUCCAAGAAAAGAUUUGGAAGAGUUCUUAACACCAAAUUCAUAAUGCUUUUACCUACUUCAAGAGAAAAUGUUUCAUCAAAUUAAUAUGCGAAGUCUGUAUUCAUAAAUAGAUGUUUUCCUG
This is a messenger RNA of Harmonia axyridis, 2815 nucleotides long. It is a transcript of the gene nemy, whose product is annotated as transmembrane ascorbate-dependent reductase CYB561. Gene Ontology annotation, molecular function: oxidoreductase activity. The transcript has 6 exons. The record is from RefSeq and is a predicted model, not a curated record. The coding region runs from base 438 to 1367 and encodes 309 amino acids. Lineage: Eukaryota; Metazoa; Arthropoda; Insecta; Coleoptera; Coccinellidae.